This is a messenger RNA of Hippocampus comes (tiger tail seahorse), 7453 nucleotides long. Its product is annotated as CREB-binding protein-like. Gene Ontology annotation, biological process: positive regulation of transcription by RNA polymerase II. NCBI's taxonomy places the organism in Eukaryota, Metazoa, Chordata, Actinopteri, Syngnathiformes, Syngnathidae. Gene Ontology annotation, molecular function: transcription coactivator activity; chromatin DNA binding; protein binding. The record is from RefSeq and is a predicted model, not a curated record. The transcript is spliced from 29 exons. Bases 25 to 6567 code for a protein of 2180 amino acids. Gene Ontology annotation, cellular component: transcription regulator complex; nucleus; histone acetyltransferase complex.
CUUUGUGUUGUCUGGCUUUUCUAGAUGGGGAUGUCAGGAGCCCCGUUUGGCCAGCAGUACGGUCAAACAGGGGUCCAGCAGAUGGGGCCGACGGGUGUCAAUGCCCAACAACUUCAGAACAAGACAGCUCUUCCCAACAAUCUGCCUCAGUUCGCAUCGGAGCCAAAGGGAGCUGGAAAUGUUCCCAACAUGAUGCAGCAGCAGGUUGCGCCUGUGGGGAUGGUACCCAGCACCGGCAGCGUGUCAGCCGGUCCGACGGCCGAUCCUGAGAAGCGCAAACUCAUUCAGCAGCAGCUGGUCCUGCUGCUCCACGCGCACAAGUGCCAGCGGCAGGAGCAGGCCAACGGGGAGGUGAGGGCCUGCACUCUCCCCCACUGUCGCACCAUGAAGAAUGUCCUCAACCACAUGACCCACUGCCAGGCGGGCAAGUCUUGCCAGGUGGCCCACUGUGCAUCAUCCAGACAGAUCAUCUCCCAUUGGAAGAACUGCAUGCGGCAUGACUGUCCCGUCUGCCUGCCUCUGAAGAACGCAAGCGAUAAGAGAAACCAGCAACGUUCCCCUGGGGCCAGCCAACCCAGUGCCCUGACCAUCAACAGUGCAACCACACACAUCGACCCCAGCUCUAUGCAGAGGCCCUAUGCCGCUCUGGGUCUCCGUUAUGGCAACCAGUCCCCUGCUCAGAACCAGGGUCCUGCUCAACAGAACACACAGGGGCACCAGCAGCUGCGAAAUAUGAACGCACUAGGCACUAAUCAGAUCAACCAGAUGGCAGCAGGGAUGGGGGUCCACUCUUCAGACCAGACUGGGCUGCACAGUGACUCUUUGCCCUCCACACUCAACAAUCAGUUGUUGCCGGAUGGGUCCGUGGCAGGAGGAAUGGGAAACUUGCCCGCCGCCACCCCUCUGUCCGCUUCGGGGGUCCGGAAGGCCUGGCAUGAACACAUCACUCAGGGCCUGCGCACUCACCUGGUGCACAAACUAGUACAAGCCAUAUUCCCAACCCCAGACCCCGCAGCACUGAAGGAUCGCAGAAUGGACAACCUGGUCGCCUACGCGCGCAAGGUCGAAGGUGACAUGUACGAGUCGGCCAACAGCAGGGAUGAGUAUUACCACUUCCUGGCGGAGAAGAUCUACAAGAUCCAGAAGGAGCUGGAGGAGAAGCGACGUUUGCGGAUUCAGAGGCAACCUGGCAUGGUGGGCAACGCCGGGCCCCAGCAGCCUUCGAUGACUCAGCCCAAUGCCAUGGUUCCGGGACAACCCGUCCGACCUCCCAAUGGACCUGUGCCUAUCCCAAAUCAGAUGAUGAACCGUAUGCAGGUGCCUCAAGGAAUCAAUCAGUACAACCCAAUGGCAAUGCAAAAUGCGCAGAUGUCACAGACACCCUUGGGGCCCCGAGCUCCCUCGCCCAUGAACCAUCCCCCGCAGCUCAACAUGAACGCCGUCCCAGCAAUGGGCAUGUCCCCUUCGAGAAUACCGCAGACUCCUGGAAUGAUGGGUAAUCACGCAGGAAACAUGGUUACUCAGCCAGCCAACCAGGGUCACUUCUUGCCGCAGGGACAGUUCCCUCCAGCCACCGGAGGAGCAAUGAAUGUGAACGUGGGCAUGGGUCAGCCAGUAACGCAACCUGGUGCACAGUUUUCCGAACAGUCGCAGAAUUCCAACCUCGCUCUAAAUGUGCACGGCACCCUCGGCUCUCAGUUGCCGUGUGGACCUGCAGCCCAGCCAGGCAUGGGCAGCACGCCUCCACCCAACCCCUCCACCGGCCUCCAAAUGCAACAACACCAUCAGCCCGCGCAGGCCCCGGUGCUGCAGCAGCCCUCCACUCCAGCCUCAACGGGUGGGCCGGCCUCCAACCAAGCCCUCAUACCUGGCAGCCACCCUGGUCCACCCUCUGUCGUUAGUACACCACCCGAGCCUUCCCAGCCGCUCACACCCCUGCAGCCGCACCCCGAGCCCCUCGGCCAGAUGCAUCAGCCCACCUCAGUGCCGGCGCAACAUCCCAGCACACCGAUGUCGCAGGCCGCUGCCAGCAUCGACAACAGAGUGCCCACUCCGGCCUCUGUGGCCGAGGUCAACUCUCAACAGAACCUGCCAGACAUGACCACCACUGACCUCAAGUCGGAAGUAAAAGAUGAAGAUGAUGACAUUACUUCGGGGAACAAGUAUACUGGCAUAAAAGUAGAGAAUGAUGAAUCCAAACCCCCUCUGGUGAAGGAGGAGCCAGAUACAGCUGAGCCAAAGCAGGAACCGAUGGACACUGAAGAAAAGAAGCCAGCGGUGAAGACGGAACCCAAAGAAGAGGCGGAAAGUGGGGGCAGCGCCGCCGCUGCUCAGAGCCGCAAAAAAAUUUUCAGACCUGAAGAGCUCAGACAAGCUCUAAUGCCUACACUUGAGGCCCUCUACAGGCAAGACCCGGAGUCCUUGCCCUUCAGACAACCUGUGGACCCCCUGCUGCUCGACAUCCCGGACUACUUCGACAUUGUGAAGAACCCCAUUGACCUGUCCACCAUCAAGCGCAAACUGGACACGGGCCAGUACCAAGAGCCGUGGCAAUAUGUAGAGGACGUGUGGCUCAUGUUCAACAAUGCGUGGCUGUACAACCGCAAGACUUCGCGCGUUUACAAGAACUGCACCAAGCUCGCCGAGGUGUUUGAAACAGAGAUUGAGCCCGUCAUGAAGUCGCUGGGCUACUGUUGCAGCCGCAAGUACGAGUUCUCCCCCCAAACACUGUGCUGCUACGGCAAACAACUGUGCACUAUCUCAAGGGAUGGCAUCUAUUACAGCUAUCAGAACAGGUAUCACUUCUGUGAAAAGUGCUUCAACGAGAUCCAGGGCAACAAUGUGACGCUGGGGGACGACCCGGCACAGUCUCAGACCAUGAUAUCCAAAGAGCAGUUUGAGAAGAAGAAAAAUGACAUGUUGGACUCUGAACCGUUUGUUGAAUGUAAAGAUUGCGGACGCAAGAUGCAUCAGAUCUGCGUGCUGCAUUACGACAUCAUUUGGCCGUCGGGCUUUGUCUGCGAGAACUGUUUGAAGAGGUCUGGGAAAACAAAAAAGGAGAACAAGUUUUCAGCUAAAAGGUUGCAGUCAACGAGGUUGGGAACGUACAUUGAGGACAGAGUCAAUAAGUACUUGAAAAGACAGAACCACCCAGAAGCCGGCGAAGUGUUUGUGCGAGUCGUAGCCAGCUCUGACAAAACUGUAGAGAUUAAGCCUGGAAUGAAGUCUAGGUUUGUGGACUCGGGCGAGAUGGUCGAGAGCUUCCCUUACAGAACCAAAGCACUUUUUGCAUUUGAAGAAAUUGACGGUGUGGACGUUUGUUUCUUCGGCAUGCACGUCCAGGAGUAUGGCUCGGAUUGUCCUUUUCCAAAUACGAGGCGGGUUUAUAUAUCAUACCUCGACAGUAUUCACUUCUUCAAACCACGCAUGCUCAGGACUGCAGUUUACCACGAGAUCCUAAUUGGAUACCUGGAGUAUGUCAAGAAACUGGGGUAUGUGAUGGGUCACAUCUGGGCCUGCCCACCCAGCGAAGGAGAUGACUACAUUUUCCACUGCCACCCUCCCGACCAGAAGAUCCCCAAACCGAAGAGGCUGCAAAAGUGGUACAAGAAGAUGCUGGAAAAGGCUUUUGCUGAGAGAAUCCUACACGAUUUCAAGGACAUUUUCAAGCAAGCCACAGAAGACAGGCUGACCAGCGCCAACGAGCUGCCGUAUUUCGAGGGUGACUUUUGGCCAAACUUCUUAGAGGAGAGCAUCAAAGAACUGGAGCAGGAGGAGGAGGAGAGGAAGAAAGAGGAGAACACGGCCUCCUGUGAGACACCAGAGGGAGCCCACGCUGACAGCAAGAAUGCCAAAAAGAAGAACAACAAGAAGACCAACAAAAAUAAGAGCAGUGUCAGUCGAGCCAACAAGAAAAAGCCUGGGAUGCCGAAUGUAGCUAAUGAUCUGUCCCAAAAGCUCUAUGCCACAAUGGAGAAGCAUAAAGAGGUGUUUUUUGUCAUCCACCUUCAUUCUGGGCCAGUCAUCAAUACCCUGCCUCCCAUCAUGGACCCCGACCCUCUGUUGGCAUGCGACUUGAUGGAUGGCCGCGAUUCCUUCCUGACGCUGGCCCGAGACAAGCACUGGGAGUUCAGCUCGUUGCGGCGAUGCAAGUGGAGCACCAUGUGCAUGCUGGUGGAACUGCACAACCAGGGCCAGGACCGCUUUGUGUACACGUGCAAUGAGUGCAAGCACCAUGUGGAGACUCGCUGGCACUGCACCGUCUGUGAGGACUACGACCUAUGCAUUAACUGCUACAACACAAAGGGACACGAACACCAGAUGGUGAAGUGGGGCUUGGACUUGGACGACGACAGCAACAACCAGGGUGGAGAGUCCUCCAAGAGUCCGCAGGAGAGCCGUCGUCUCAGCAUCCAGCGCUGCAUUCAGUCCCUGGUCCACGCCUGCCAGUGCCGCAAUGCCAACUGCUCCCUGCCAUCAUGUCAGAAGAUGAAGCGGGUGGUUCAGCACACCAAGGGCUGCAAACGCAAGACCAAUGGCGGCUGCCCUGUGUGCAAGCAGCUCAUUGCGUUAUGCUGCUACCACGCCAAACACUGUCAGGAGAACAAGUGCCCUGUGCCCUUCUGUCCCAAUAUCAAGCACAAGCUCCGUCAGCAGCAGAUCCAGCACCGCCUGCAGCAGGCUCAACUGAUGCGCCGCCGAAUGGCCACCAUGGCAGGAAGGGGCAUGCCCAUGCCGUCCCCACCUACCUCAUCAGCCCCUGACACGCCUAACUCUGUGCAGCAGCCUCAUACGCCGCAGACCCCGCAGCCCAUUUCCAAUCAGCCCCCGCUGCAGCAGCAGUUGCCACCCCCGAACUCCGCCAACAUGGUUCAAGGCUUCCCCAUCAACGGCCGCAGCAGCAGCCAGCCCCCAACACCCAUCCCGCAGGGCAAACCGGGCCCCCAGUCAUCCCCGCUACAUCAGCAGCAGUCGCCUCUGCCCAGUUUGCCGCUACAGCAGCAGCAACAGAUGCCGCUACAGCAGCAGCAACAACAGCAGCAACAGCAGCAGCAGCUAACGGCCUUGAAGGGGGCCAGACAGAUUGAGAUGGCCGCAAAGGCAAAGCAACAACAACAACAACAACAACAACAACAACAACAGCAGCAGCAGCAAAGUUACACCAUGAAUGGGAUGCCCAUGAACCACCCACGCAUGAUAGGCCCCAUGCAGGGCCAGAUGCAGAUGAUGCGGGGCCCCCAGGUGAUGCAGGCUAUGCAGCAGAGCCAGUGCGGUCCCGGAAUGCAGAGUCCAAUGCAGAAACCUUCCGGACAGCCACCUCAGGGCCCUCCACAGCAAGGCGUCAUGGCCCCCCAGCAGGCUCAGGGAGGCGCCAUGGUGCAGCAAGGUCAGCUCAUGCAGAGAGCCAUGAUGCCCCAGCCGCAGGGGCUCCAAAUGCCCGGAACCAUGCCUCCACAAGGGCCCUCGCAGCAGGGCAUGACGCCCACGCCGCCGCAGCAGCAGCAGAAUAUCCCACGUGCGAUGCCCGGUAACAUCACACCCAACGCCUUGCAGGAGCUACUCCGCACCCUCAAGUCUCCCAGUUCGCCCCCGCAGCAGCAGCAGGUUUUGAACAUCCUCAAGUCCAACCCGCAGCUCAUGGCCGCCUUCAUCAAGCAGAGGACAGCCAAGUACCAAGCCAACCAGCCGCUGCAACAACAGCAGCAGCAGCAGAACCCUCAAACAAUGCCAGGGUCUGCGGCCGCGAUGCAGGCCAUGAUGCAGGCGCAGAGGCCUGGUAUCCCCCCUCAGCAGCAGCCUCCGCAGCAGGUGGGUAUGGCCCCCAUGGGACCCCAAGGCCAGAUGAUGAAUGUGGCUCAAAAUGGGAACCCUCAACUUUACCGCAGACAGCAGCUCUUCCGCAUGCAACAGGCGCAGCAGCAACAGGGAGGCAUGCCUCAGCAUCACGCUCAUUUCCCCCAGCAGCAGCCAGCAAGCUACUCCCAGCUCAGGAUGCAGCAGCAGAUGGCUAUGCAAGGAGGCAUCGGGCCGAUGGGCCAGCUCCCACCCGCGUCACAAUUGGGCCAAGCUGGCAUGGGCAUGGACGGAGCCCAGACCCUUCUACAGCAGCGAAUGCUCCAGCAGCAACAGCAGCAAAUGUUGAAGCAGCAGAUGGGCUCGUCGGCCCAGGCCAUGAGCCCCCAGCCCCACAUGCUCCAAGGCCAGGCGCAGGCACCGGUCGCUCACCUUCCCAGUGGCCAAGCCAUGGGCAACUCCUUGGGCAACCAGGUGCGCUCACCGGCCCCGGUCCAGUCGCCUCGGCCGCCGUCGCAGCAGCCCCCGCAUUCCAGUCCCUCCCCGCGGAUACAGCCCUCGCCCCAGCACGGCGCCCUUCUCUCCAGCUCCCCUCAUCCCAUCAUCGGGGGCCCCAUGUCAGGCCCCUUAGAGCAGGGACACAUGGGGACGCCAGAGCAGAGCGCCAUGCUGCCGCAGCUUAACACACCCAACCGAGGGGGUUUGAGUACUGACAUGGGCAUGGUUGGGGACACGACGGGAGACACGCUGGAGAAAUUUGUCGAAGGAUUGUAGCAGAAAGUGAGAAAAUUCAAGUCACAAUGUUUGUGAACUUUCUGCGAAACAAGGGACUACUUUUUAUUCCAACAACGUGUGACUUCCCCGUCACUGCUUCAAAGAAGACACAAAGGAUAUAUUUUUGGUUCAGACCAGCCAUGCAAGAAUUGAUGCUUUGGUCUUUGUGUUGUUGAAAUACGUUUUUCAUUUGUUUAUGCUCUGGUAUUGACUUUUUUAACAGAACCUCUCGAAACAAAAAAAUAUCUCCUUUUAUUUUUCAUUUUGUAUCUUUGCAAAUAAUUAUUGUAUUUGUGUUGAGCAAGACUGUAAAGUUAAACUGGGAAAUUUUGGGGGGUUGCCAGGUUUCACUUUUUGCUCAGUUUCUCUUGUUCUAGGCUAAUUUAUUCCAAUAUGCCAUUUUUCAAAAAGGACUGCCUUUGGGAAAGCCUUAAUUUUCCUUCCUGCUUGCAGACUCUAUGGAGGAUUACCGUGUUUGUAUAGAUUUAGGAACUAUUGCACACAGACAAACACAACAGGCAGGUGUUCAAAAGCCAGAAUGUUCGUUUAUUUACUGGCCUUGGCUCAGUAUUUGUCUUGCAUAUGUACAAAUAAUCACUUGGUCUCUCUUUCGAUCCCAAUGAAUUCUCUUCAUGUCUUGUUCUUCUUUUGCCUGUGGUCAGAAAUGAACAUGUUGAAACUGCUGAUUUGUGUUCAGUUAUGUGUAUCAUUUUCUAUCUUACAUUAAACUUGAAUCCACAAUGACCUGUCCUCUAAUGUAAAUCACACAGCUCAACAGCACUGUAAAUAUGCAGAAAAUAAGAAGAAAUCACUGUAAAAACUGGUUCAAGAUGGCUCAUUUCCUACUUAUAUACCAUAUUGUUUAAUAAACCUGUGUGCCACAGAC